GCCCAUUGAUUGGCUCAUGGAUUUGUGGUGACUGUGGUGUUGUGGUGGAAUAUUCCCAUGGAAAAAUAGUGUUAUUCGUUUUUAUUUUCUCGUUUAAAUGAAUAAUGUGUUGUUUUACAUCGUAUUUAAUGCCAAUCUGAUUACAUCACAUAAACUAUGAUAACUAAAAUGCAAACUCAAGCUAACGUCGCGGUGCCCCAAUCUGUCACGACUCAGCCUCAGCAAAUAGUCGGUGUCCCCGCAAAUGCCGUAAUAUUGAAGAUGUCUGACAUCCAGCAAAUAUCGACAGUCGGGCUUCUGGAGCUUGCGCACCGGGAGUACCAGGCGGGUGAUUACGAGAGUGCCGAGCUGCACUGCAUGCAGCUCUGGCGCCAGGACAGCUCCAACACAGGGGUUCUUCUGCUGCUCUCGUCCAUACACUUCCAGUGCCGACGGCUGGACAAGUCUGCGCACUUUUCGACGCUGGCGAUCAAGCAAAAUCCACUCUUGGCGGAAGCAUACAGCAAUCUCGGGAAUGUGUUCAAAGAGCGAGGCCAACUCCAAGAGGCUUUGGAGAACUACAGACACGCUGUCAGACUGAAGCCAGACUUCAUCGAUGGCUACAUUAAUCUGGCUGCGGCUCUUGUCGCAGCCGGGGAUAUGGAGCAGGCCGUGCAGGCUUACGUCACAGCGCUACAGUAUAAUCCUGACCUAUACUGCGUCAGGAGCGACCUGGGAAAUUUGCUCAAGGCGCUGGGACGUCUGGACGAGGCGAAGGCUUGUUACUUGAAGGCCAUCGAAACUAGGCCAGACUUUGCAGUGGCAUGGAGCAACUUGGGAUGUGUAUUUAACGCCCAGAGUGAGAUCUGGUUGGCCAUUCACCACUUUGAGAAGGCCGUGGCCUUGGAUCCCAACUUUUUGGACGCCUACAUUAACUUGGGGAAUGUUCUCAAGGAAGCAAGGAUUUUUGACAGGGCCGUAGCCGCCUAUCUACGCGCUUUAAACCUAUCACCAAACAACGCCGUCGUCCACGGCAACCUGGCCUGCGUCUACUACGAGCAGGGCUUGAUCGACCUGGCCGUAGACACGUACAGGAGAGCCAUAGAGCUCCAGCCCAACUUCCCUGACGCCUACUGCAACUUGGCGAACGCUUUGAAAGAGAAAGGCCAAGUCGCCGAUGCCGAAGAGUGCUAUAACACCGCUCUACGUCUCUGCCCCUCACACGCAGAUUCUCUCAACAAUUUAGCCAACAUCAAACGUGAACAAGGAUAUAUCGAGGAGGCUACGCGACUAUAUCUGAAGGCUUUAGAAGUCUUCCCAGAAUUCGCCGCAGCCCACAGCAAUUUAGCUUCCGUGCUGCAACAACAAGGCAAACUCAAUGAAGCUCUCAUGCAUUAUAAAGAGGCUAUCCGCAUCCAGCCAACAUUCGCGGAUGCUUACAGCAAUAUGGGUAACACGCUUAAAGAGAUGCAGGAUGUCGCAGGAGCGCUCCAGUGUUACACCAGAGCCAUCCAGAUUAACCCAGCCUUCGCAGACGCUCACAGCAAUCUCGCAAGCAUCCACAAAGACUCAGGGAACAUUCCUGAAGCCAUACAGUCCUAUAGAACCGCCUUGAAGCUGAAGCCUGACUUCCCUGAUGCGUAUUGCAAUCUAGCCCACUGCUUGCAAAUUGUAUGCGACUGGACGGACUAUGAAGCCCGAAUGAAGAAAUUAGUCAGCAUUGUUGCUGAGCAGUUGGACAAGAACAGGCUUCCGUCGGUCCAUCCGCAUCAUUCCAUGCUGUACCCACUAACACAUGACUUUAGAAAGGCUAUCGCCGCACGCCACGCAAAUCUUUGCUUAGAGAAAGUCCAAGUACUACACAAACCUACAUACAAAUUCCCUCGCGAUCUCCAAGGACGUCUUCGUAUCGGUUACGUGAGCAGUGAUUUUGGAAACCAUCCCACAUCGCAUUUAAUGCAAUCUGUGCCUGGCUUGCAUGACCGUAACAAGGUUGAGAUCUUCUGCUACGCUCUAAGCACUGAUGACGGCACAACAUUCCGUUCUAAAAUCGCUAGAGAAGCUGAACACUUCAUAGAUCUAUCCCAAAUGCCGUGCAACGGAAAGGCUGCUGACAAAAUCUACGGAGACGGCAUCCAUAUCCUUGUAAACAUGAAUGGGUACACUAAAGGAGCUAGGAAUGAAAUAUUCGCACUCCGACCCGCGCCUGUCCAAGUUAUGUGGCUGGGUUACCCAGGUACCAGUGGAGCUAGCUACAUGGACUAUCUAGUAACCGACGCCGUCACAUCUCCGUUAGAACUAGCCAGCCAAUACAGCGAGAAGCUCGCAUAUAUGCCUAAUACAUACUUCGUUGGUGAUCAUAAGCAAAUGUUCCCUCAUUUACAAGAGCGUCUAAUCUUAAGUGACAAAAUCAAGUCUCACAACAACCUGGGCAGCCUAGCAGAUAAUGUAGCCGUGAUCAAUGCUACAGAUCUAUCGCCUUUAGUGGAGAAUACCGAUAUUAAGGAGAUUAAAGAAAUAGUGAGGGCUGCUCGACCCGUGGAGAUAUCGCUGAAAGUAGCAGAAUUACCGACAACCACGCCUAUUGAGACUAUGAUUGCUUCCGGACAAGUUCAGACUUCAGUAAACGGUGUAAUACUCCAAAACGGCCUGGCAACCACGCAAACCAACAACAAAGCGGCAACCGGCGAAGAAGUACCGCAAUCCAUCGUAAUCACCACCCGACAACAAUACGGCCUGCCCGACGACGCUGUUGUAUACUGCAACUUUAACCAACUGUACAAAAUAGACCCGCUAACGCUACAUAUGUGGGUGUACAUACUGAAGCAUGUACCAAACAGUGUGCUGUGGUUGCUGAGGUUCCCUGCAGUCGGCGAGCCGAACCUGCAGGCCACGGCUCAACAGUUAGGACUGCCACCCGGCCGCAUAAUCUUCUCGAACGUAGCCGCUAAAGAAGAGCACGUACGGCGAGGACAACUAGCUGACGUAUGCCUGGACACUCCCCUGUGCAACGGACACACCACCAGCAUGGACAUCCUGUGGACCGGGACCCCGGUCGUCACUCUACCCGGAGAGACGUUAGCGUCCAGAGUGGCAGCUUCUCAACUCAACACACUGGGGUGCCCAGAGUUAAUAGCUAGGACGAGGCAAGAAUAUCAAGACAUAGCUGUAAGAUUAGGAACCGAUAGAGAAUAUUUAAAAGGCAUCCGUGCGAAAGUAUGGGCGGCGCGAAUGGAGAGUCCGCUGUUCGACUGCAAGGCGUACGCCACCGGCCUCGAGAUGCUCUACCACGCCAUGUGGGAGCGCCACGCGCGCGGCGAGCGGCCCGACCACCUCGCCGCCGUCGACAACCAGGCGGACCGGGAGCGUAUUAUGUACAGUGCCACUGAACGUUAGUGUUGCUUAACACAUUAACUGAGUUUCAACUUUAAUCCUUACAUGAUAAGGGUUUUUUUGAAAUGGCAAUGCUUUUUUAACGUGUUAAAAUGCAUCAAAUCUCAAUCCAAAAGCGAUAGUGUAGAAGUUUCGCGGACAAAUGUUUUUGGUGCGUUAGUGUUAAUUAAUGCAAGUGGUAAAGAUCAAAGAUUAUUUCACCUUGUUAAAAUAAUUUAUGCCUCAUCGUGAUGAUAACGUGAUGUUGUUAUGAGCUCAUAAAUCUCGUGCGUUUGAUUGUUAAUCUUGCAAUGACAUCAUAAACGUUAAUAUUGUAAUUUUCCUAGUACCUAUUGUGGUAUGUUACAAUGAAGGUGUUAAAUAUGAUCUGAAUUACGCAUCCCGGUUUCAUGCUAGUUGAUCAGUGUCAGUGGUUAAAGACAAUUUUAAAGUGUGACGUUAGAACUGAGUAAAUAUAAGUGUGACAAUAUCCUAAUGGCGUUAUUCAUAAACGCCAGUUAAGUCUAAAAAGCCCUUGAUAAUCGUUUGUCCUUACCGUCAUUUUGGCAAUUAAUGUGUUAGAAAGGGAUAGAAUUUAACAAAGGUUUGCUAAGUUUUAUCAAUACGGGGGUUAGAUUUCCUCCACUGCUUGUGGGAACCAGCCGGCCUAGCCAAGGUUACAAUCGCUAUUGCUUCCACAACGAAAAGCAUUAUGUCUCUCUAUCACUCUUCCAUAUUAGCGCGACAGUGACAGUUGCGUUUCGAUCACUACGGAGCGUAAGCGAUUGGCAUCUUGGCUACGCCGCCAGUCUACUUAGUUUUUCUAGUCAAUCGCUUGAGUAAUCUCCAUUUGGGCCGAUUUUUAUUUGUUAUCGAUUUCUUCUCGUUAGAUUUCGAUUAAAUUUGGCUGGUUUGAAGAGCUCCUCAUUCUGGGCGGGAUAAAUGCCAAAUUGGCACAAAAAAAUGUAAUUUACCGUUGAGUUACGUUUUCGUAACUCAGAGGAAGAUUUUGUAGGAGAUAUAAUACGCACGGACGUAAUAUUGUGCUUAUAUUGCACAGAAUAGAAAACUAUCCACCAUAUUAUAUUGAAAUCUAACGAAUAGAAAAAUUCGCCAACAAUAAAAAACGGCCAAUUUAUUGCGCAGAUAUAUUUUUCGACGCUAAAAGUAUAUAGUAAUAGAAAUGUGGCCUUUUAGGCAGCAGAUUGCUGUUUUAACUGUUACUUCUUUUCUGUGCGACAUACUCAUAAAAUGAAUCAGUCACUUUGAAGAUAAAAUAUUGACUGCAUGUGUUCGAAUGAAACAAUGUUUGGUUUCAUUGUUAUUUUUACUGUUGAUAAUAUUGACAGGUGUCGCAUAUUUUCGUAGAAAUGCGAUUUUUUUUAUGUAUUGUACAAAAUGGAUUCCACAAACGUUUUGUAAAUGCUUUGAUAAGCAAAGUUACGAGACAUUUGAAGAUGCCAAAAUAAAAUGUUAAUUAAUUAGUAUGAACUAUACAUUCGAAAUCCGGUACCACAAUGAAUAUUUGAGUGUUUGUAAAGUCUGCUCUUAAAGACCAUUAGUGAUUGUGGUUUGUGACAACUUUUGCACAAAUUUGACGAAAAGUAACUCGUUCUUUGCUAGAAAGUAUGAAGUUAUGUCAUAUUAUGCCUAAUAAUAGUCUUUGAAGUUAAUGACGGCUACAGAUGUUAAAGUUCCCAAAUAGUUAUCGAAAAUUUCACAGAAAACAAAGGAAAAUUUCUUCUUAGAAAUGGAAAAUUUCAAUGUGAGAAUCUUCGGAAAAUUUUCGACGUUAAAAUUUCGCAAUUUUGGAAAACUUCACUAAUGAUGGCUGUUCAAAUGUUCGAACAAUACCUACCUACGAUAUCAUUGGGGCUACAUAAGUAAGACUGAACAUGAUCCCAAUCUGCAACUGACAAUUUACGUUCAUUAGUUCAAUUUAACUAUUAGUCACUCAGUGGGUUUCUUCCUAUAGUUGUUAAGAUAGGGGACGCUAAAGUAUUGUGAUAGUAUAUCUAAUGGCUAUGUAUUAUACAUUGUUAUUAGACAAUUGUGAUGUUAUUUCUCAAUAUUCGACAUCUGCCGUUGUAAUAGCUCUGGAUAUUUGUUUUGUAGCGUGCGUCAACGAAUUUAACAUACCUAGUUUGUGCCUUUGGUUAAUUUAAAGAUUUUGUAAAUAUUAUCAACUAAGGAUGUUUUCUUUGAUACCAUGCCACCAUGAAUUAUGUUUAACAUCUGUUAACUACUGAUAUAUGUACCUAAUAUAAAGAGUAGGUCCUUUUAUGUAAAUUAACUCUUUGAACGCCAUGCCUAUAGUGCGCGGGCGCGUCAUUGUGAACCUUGUGGGUAAGCAACGAAGGUUGAUAUUGGGAUGCAGCCUCGCGCGUUCAUCGACGUCUUUGGCAGUCAACUUUAAAGUGUGUUAAAAUUGCAUUUAAGCAUCGCUUUCUUGAAUUACACGCUGUUCGUAAUCUAUUACAUGUAUCUUGGUUUACUAAAGAGGUAUAUUUUUUUACAUUUCAGUAUUUUCGGCUAGGUAAUCGAGACAUGGCACAAUGAAGUUUCGAGUGGACGAAUUGUAAUUCUUGACUAUUUAUUGCGUACAAAUGAGUUGAUAAGUUGAUAGUGUGACAAACCCAGUUGAUACCUUUGUAACUUGCGGUUGAUUUUAUUGUAAAUAGUUAAUAUUUAAGGAUAGAAAUAAAAAACAAAAUAAUGAAA
Messenger RNA from Cydia splendana, 6072 nucleotides. It is a transcript of the gene sxc, whose product is annotated as UDP-N-acetylglucosamine--peptide N-acetylglucosaminyltransferase 110 kDa subunit. Gene Ontology annotation, molecular function: protein binding; protein O-acetylglucosaminyltransferase activity. Gene Ontology annotation, biological process: protein O-linked glycosylation. The transcript is spliced from 11 exons. The coding region runs from base 157 to 3375 and encodes 1072 amino acids. The record is from RefSeq and is a predicted model, not a curated record. NCBI's taxonomy places the organism in Eukaryota, Metazoa, Arthropoda, Insecta, Lepidoptera, Tortricidae.